Molecule: messenger RNA, 2397 nt
Organism: Bolinopsis microptera
Lineage: Eukaryota; Metazoa; Ctenophora; Tentaculata; Lobata; Bolinopsidae
Product: E3 ubiquitin-protein ligase TRIM37-like
Exons: 1
Coding region: 14-1450 (478 amino acids)
Biological process (GO): DNA repair; protein autoubiquitination; negative regulation of centriole replication
Cellular component (GO): peroxisome; aggresome
Molecular function (GO): ubiquitin protein ligase activity; tumor necrosis factor receptor binding; zinc ion binding
Source: RefSeq, a predicted model, not a curated record
GAUACAUGUUAUCAUGCUCUCAAAGGAAAGAAGUAAACUCAUGGAACACCUGAUGUGUUGUGUCUGUUUGGAUACAGUCAAGGACCCUAAACUAUGCCCAGCAUGCUCAAAGAUGUUCUGCUUUUCCUGUAUAAGGCAAUGCUUCACUACCAGCAAGAGGUGCCCCCUUUGUCGGCAUUAUGUUAGGGAUAUCAAUCAAUUCAUCAAUUGUCAUUGGGUUGAACAGCUUGCAGAAGACAUUGACAGCGCCGAAUCCCUAACAACUUGUUCAACUCAUCCAGAAGAGCAGCUCUCUCUGUAUUGUAAUGACUGUAAAAUUGUUAUUUGUAGCAACUGUGUUUUGUUUGGACAUGACCACGAAAAUCACGAAAUUUCCUCUUUCAAAGAAGUGUGUCAGUAUAAGCAGGAUGAGGCCUUGGAGAUAAAAAAUGAUUUUGAGCAGAGGCUGAAGAACAUAUUGGACAUUCAGAAAGGUUUGCAUUCGAAUUUCCACAAAUUCACUAAAACAAGAGACAAGUGUUUCCAGCAAAUGCAUAAAACUUAUUCUGAAUCGCUCAUGCUCUUGUAUGAAAGUGGUAGAAGAGAGUUUUCUUCAAAAAAUCAGAUUCUUCAACAGGAAAUUGAUACAUUUAAUGUUGCUUUGCAUGAAUUGAAGGAAGUUACAAAAGCACCUAUCGCUGUCGAGGCAUUGGAAGGUAUUGAAGAUACAUUGGCCAAUUUACAUUUGUUACAAAAAACUGACCCUUGUACUUCAUCUGCUAUGAAAUAUGAAGCGUUAGAUGUUGCACCUAGUUUGGACAGAAAAGUCUUGGAGAAUGCAAUGAAAUUUGGUCCACCAUUUAGCAAGACCACUGUUUGUCUGCACAAUUUCACCUAUCUUUCACAGAACGAUAAAAUCAUUCACAGUUCUUCCCUGAACUUUUGUAAUCUGUCUUUCAAACUAGAAGUUCACACUGGAGGGCUGGCUACAGAUGACAUAGCUCACAAACAGAUUGUCUCACUCUUUAUUAUCCUGACCGAACCAAAAGAGUUAUCUGAAAACUCAGUUUAUGAUUUCUGUGUGGAGAUUGUUGCAGUCAAUCAGUUUGGCAAUGAACAUGCCAACAAGAAAUCUGUGUUCCUGUCAAAGUUUGGUUCCAAUCAGUACACCACUGUUCCUGUUCCAGACUUUAUUCUUAAACUUGACUCUCUGAAUCAAUAUGGUUAUGUGAAGCAAGAUGUUGAUUGUAUGGUACUCAGAUUCUCAAUGCGUCCUAUUUCUUUUCAAACUCUUUCCAAAAUUCAAGAAGAUUACAUUGAAGAACUGAAAAAGAAUGGUUGCGAUAAAAGGAGAAGUGUGUCUUCCUUACCACGAAAAUCAGAGUCUAGUACGUCACAAAAUGAAGCUGAGGAGGGUCUGUUAACCCAGUUGGUUAAUAAACUUGCAUUCCCAAAUGCUCUUGUUCCGUAAUUACAUUCGUGUUGUAGCCAGUUCUGUUAUGAUGUGACUACUAUUGAUCGUUGUUUGGAUGUACAGUACUAAAUGUUUUUAAACUUUUAUGUGGAUUUUACUAAUAAAAUUAGGAAAGGUAGGGGGAUGAUAAAUGAUAAUGUUUCAGAGAUAAAAUGAGAAUUACUUGAUUUUUACUUAAUAUUGUUUUAUUUUUCUACUGAAUGCUUGAUCAGUUUCAGUGACCAAAACAUUCAUUUUUGAUUGAAUUUAUGUUUAAUAGUUCAGUAGUGAACUCUUUUUAUUCCAAUCUAUAUCUAAUUUAUUAUGUUGCUGAGAGCAUUUACAUUAAAAUAUAAUCAGUAUUGUCAACUUUCAGUAUCCUAACUGUUAUUUUUUGAAAAUAAGAGCUAAGUUUUUAUCUUAAGAACAAAGGGUUUGUUGACUUUUUCUCUGUAAUCGACAGAGAGUGCUGGGAUUAGUAAUUGGAUGGAGUUUGUAGUCCUUGCAACUUGAACGUUCCUCAACUUUCUGAAAAUUUCCAUUUUUCUUUAAUCAGCUCCUGUUCCAAUAAUAAGAUUUUCUUGUAUUUUGCACAAAGUUUACCCUAGUAAAACGUAGCUUAAGUCCACUCCAUGCCCGAUAUCGAUAAUAAGAUAGUACAUCUUAAAAUCAUAAAACAAUAUGCUAGAUAGUCUAGAAUCCCAGCCGCUUGCUGGCUAUUUUCAAACUGCCAAAACGACAAAACAUUCUAACCGCAGGUCGAAAGUCCAAUUCCUGCUGAUUUCUUUCUAUUGUUCGAAAUAAUUGGAUUGGGCUUGACAUUGUACAGUAUUGCAUUUUUGGACUGAAGUUUUUAAAAACUUAUUUACAGGUUAUAUUAUAGAUUUUAUUCUUAUCUUGAUAAUAUUAUACCGUAGUCUAGAAAUUGACGAAAAAUUACAUGUUUGAGAAUUAACUUUUUAGAG